Linum tenue is the source of this 156-nucleotide messenger RNA. The record is from the annotation of a GenBank genome assembly. NCBI's taxonomy places the organism in Eukaryota, Viridiplantae, Streptophyta, Magnoliopsida, Malpighiales, Linaceae.
AUGCAUAAGGGAAGGCCGAUGAAGAGAUCAAAGAACGUUCACAAGAAGAAAGCCCUGGAAAAGGCAAUCUCCAAGAUCGAGCAAUCCUUCGAGAAAGUUGCCAAGUUUGAGAACAAGAAGCAAAGAACUCAGUCUGCUAAACAGCUCCAUGACUAA